Messenger RNA from Melozone crissalis (California towhee), 2652 nucleotides. RefSeq names its product peroxiredoxin like 2C (gene PRXL2C). Bases 471 to 1439 code for a protein of 322 amino acids. The transcript is spliced from 6 exons. Lineage: Eukaryota; Metazoa; Chordata; Aves; Passeriformes; Passerellidae. The record is from RefSeq and is a predicted model, not a curated record.
GACCACACUAACAUACAGACCCCACAACAGUCUGCCAAGAGAUACUUUGGAAUUAAUAAAAUCAGACAGUUUCACGAAGCAGAAAAAAUUCUCGGGAUUCCCCCCAGUCCUAUUCUCUCUGAUAUUUCUUUUUCCUCUGCCCACUAAGAAAAGUACCCUCAUUCUCAUAAACUUUCAGCUGACACAACAAUCUAAAAUACUAUAAUACUCUUCAACGACAUAGUGUUUCCAUUUUUGUAAGAACUGUUCACUCAUUUCUGUGUGCACUCGAGCAUCUGCUAUUCAGCUGUCAAGACACUGUGAAGCUCUGCUUUUGCAUGAACAAGGACUUUGGGUUUGAUGCGGUUUUUGUCUGACACAAAAACCGAGCAGCUGGACAACUCCUCCACAAGUUUUCCAUCUCGCUUACGGCCCUCUGCAGGGCUGCGGCCUCCCGCAAAAAGAACGCCGACCUCGAGGGCCGUGCGGCCAUGUCACUGCUCCUGCUUGCACACCAUUCCUGGGAAGCUCCGGGUGACUCUGCUGUUUCUCGGGCACAAACUGCACCCCGUCUCUGGCUGACGGACGCGCAGCGGGUUGGGCCGCAGGUUGUUCGCUCUCUCCAUCCGAAUCCCCCGCCUCCUCCUGGGCCUCGGCGCGGCUGCCCGAGGUCGCUCCCCCGGCCGGGAGCGAACCGCUCCGCUCCGUCCUGGGCCCGUCGCUUCCUCACCGUCGCACAACGCCCGGCGCCUUUCCGCUCCAGCUCCGCCUUUCCCUUCCGCGCUCCCAUGGCCGGGCCGCCGGCGCCCCCGGUCACGCAGCAGGUCGGGCGGGCGCGGGGCUGCGGGCGGCGGCCGGAGCAGGAGCAGCUGCGGGAGGCCGCCCGCUGCCCGGUGCUGGACGCGGACGGCAGGAGCGUCCCCUUCCAGACUCUGUACGCGGAGCAGAAAGCGAUCGUGCUGUUCGUGCGGAACUUUUUGUGUUACACCUGCAAGGAGUACGUAGAAGAUCUGGCAAAAGUCCCCAAGGCAUUUUUACAAGAAUCAAAUGUGAGACUUAUAGUUAUUGGACAGUCAUCAUAUCAUCACAUCAAGCCUUUUUGCAGUUUAACAGGAUAUACACAUGAAAUGUAUGUAGAUCCACAAAGAGAAAUUUAUAAAAUACUUGGGAUGAAAAGAGGUGAAGGUAAUAAAGCAUCAGUUCAGAGCCCUCAUGUGAAAUCAAACACUCUUCUGGGAAGUAUUAGAAGUAUAUGGAGAGCAAUGACUGGCCCAGCUUUUGAUUUUCAAGGAGACCCUGCUCAGCAGGGAGGAGCUUUGAUUUUAGGCCCAGGCAACGAAGUUCAUUUUUUGCACCUUGAUAAAAACAGGCUGGAUCAUGUUCCCAUUAAUACAAUCUUGCAGCUGGCAGGAGUUAAAACAGUGAAUUUCUCAAACAAACCCCAGAUUAUUGACAUAUGACACUGAAGCAAUGUAUACUUUUUUUGUAAAUUUGUGCUCUACAAGAACAGCUCUCUGGUGAAUUACAACAAGCAUUGCUUCUGUUGCUUCUUUGUGGGACAUCUGAAACCUUAUGUAGAAAAUCAGAGCAUAGAAUAAACUGCCUGACACUAGAGAUGGAUAUAAAAGUGUUAUUUCCAUUGAGUACAAGAUAAUAAAAAACAAAACACAACUCAGACUGAUUGCAAAAAAUCCUGGAGCUUAUUAUUGGCUCAUCAGACAAACUUGCCAGUGUUUUUUUAAACAUCGUUGUUCAAGGUGCACUAAGGUAAGAAAUCAGAUUUUGCUCAGGAAGAACUUGGGAUUCCUGCCUUCAGCAGAUCAACACUGGCUUUCAAUCCAAGACUUUUCAGCACUGUUUUAAAGCUUCCAGCACUGUAUGACAAUUUUGUAUCGAAAUAUACCUUGAAAAGCCACAGUUUUGAACACCUGGACUUCAUUUGCAUCUGGCAGUGGCAGAAGUUAAGAAACACAUUUCACAAAUCCAAAUAAAAAUUUUAAAUACAUCAUCCUGUAUUGUCUGCAGUUCUUUUGUGUGAUACAAAAACAUGGGUCUGUAAGAACAGAGAGAGGUGGGUCUUAAUUUUUAACUGGUCAGAUGAUUGGUUUUGGAGUAAGCCAAAUUAUUUGUUUUCCUAUGAAGAUUUGCAGCAGGAUGUUCUUCCUUUGUAUGUUCGUAUUUUCUCUCAGAGCAAGAGGUCUCAGAAUAAAUUGUUCUUAGUUAUUUCUGUUUUAGACAACUGAAGUAAGCAUAACAGCAUUCUUUCUGGUUUGCAGUUCUGGCAUAUUUCAUAUUAUUCAUUUAUCUACAGAUGUUUAUGUUCAACAUCUAUUGGUUUCAUUAAAGUAGAUGUGCCCUCUUUCAUCUAGGAUACACUUUUUUAGCAAUUUGAAAAAAAAAAAUGUCCAAGAUUUAUGGAGGAGCAUAUCCUUCUCUGCAGCCUUUGAUCUUUGACCCUCACUGUAAAAUGUUACCAUACAUACAUGUCUCAACUGCAAAUUUUCACCCCUUUUAAGCUUUAAUGCAACUGUGAAAUGGCAUUUUGUGAAGAUGUUUGUUCCUGCAUUCAUUAAGGUCACUGGCAGGCCCAGAGCAAGGUCUGGAAAGCUUUACACCAUUAAGAGCAUGUGAAAUUAAGUGCACUGUUCCUUGAUAAAAAAUAAAAGGCUCGUG